Messenger RNA from Vanderwaltozyma polyspora DSM 70294, 711 nucleotides. It is a transcript of the gene SPC25, whose product is annotated as kinetochore-associated Ndc80 complex subunit SPC25. The coding region runs from base 1 to 711 and encodes 236 amino acids. The transcript has a single exon. The record is from RefSeq and is a predicted model, not a curated record. Gene Ontology annotation, cellular component: Ndc80 complex. Gene Ontology annotation, biological process: chromosome segregation. Lineage: Eukaryota; Fungi; Ascomycota; Saccharomycetes; Saccharomycetales; Saccharomycetaceae.
AUGAGUCGUGGGUUAGAAGAUUUCGAGAGGUUGAAGGGGGAGAUGAUUGAAUUUACAGAGAAAGUUGAUAAACAUUUGGAAGAUCGGAAAAGAACUGUUAAAGACGUGGUCGAUUCUCAUAAACGUGAGAUUGAACAGUUGGUAGAGCAGAAUGAAAAGCUUGUGAUUCAUUUGGAGUCGUUAUUGAAAGAGCAGAGUUCAUUGAAACACGAGAUUUCUACAUACGAGUCGAGUACCGAUGAAGUUAAGACAAAAAUGAAGAUGGCACAAGUAAGGAAAGAACAGAUAGAGAAAGAAUUGAAGACGUUGAUGAAUGAGUCUAAAGAGCUGGACAGGAUGUUGGAACAAAAACAACAAGAAAUUGCCAAACGCAAAGAAUUCUUGUCACAACAAAUACAAAAGGACAACCCAGAGGUCAAAAUAUAUGAAAAAUUAUUAGGAAUGAAUAUAGAUGCAACAAAACCAUCUACACUCCGUUUCAGUUUCAAUAAUGUGCUGGAGACAGGAUCAAAUGGACUCAAUAUACUUCAAAUUAUACUGGACAUCUCCGGAGAUCAAUAUAAAGUCGUUGAAUCAUCGCCACAAUUGACUCCAAAUGCAACAGAAACUCUGGAAACCCAAUUAAAUAACACUAACGAUAUCCCAAGAUUCCUAACGAACGCCAGAUCACUACUACUAGAGGCAUCGUCAUCAACUUCUCAUCAAGAGUAG